AUGCGCCAACAAAAUGAUGUUGAAUUCAUCGAAUUGCUAAAUAACUUGCGGGUCGGUGAAUUGACUACGAGUCAACUUCAAUUACUCUGUGAACGACGCAGAAUACCUUUGACAGGAGACUUCGCUGACGGAGUUGCUGUGCGAAUCUACCCAACCGUUAAACAAGUAGACGAUUAUAAUGAUUUAAUGACAACAGAAAAUUCUAAAGUGCACAAAACUUAUGCCAUAACUGCUGUAGACGAGUCUCGUGAGGUUGCCACUUAUGGAAAGACGCCACCGCCCAACGUAAUACCGCGUAAUGUAAAUAGCUGUGGAGGUUUAUUAUCAACGCUAAAGUUAGCUGAAGAAUCACGCGUUAUGCUAAGGCGAAACAUAUCGGUUUCCGAUGGCCUUGUAAACGGAGCAAUGGGUAUUGUUAAAAAAUUUAAAUGGCCUGCUCUUCGGAGAGAACAAAUUGAAGAAGGGGAAUUACCAGAAAGUGUGUUUAUUCAAUUUGAUGAUGAGACGAUUGGAAGUAGAAUUAAGGAUGAAAAUGGCUGGGUACAGAUAACUCCUACUGUUGCAACAUUUCAGGCAACCAAAGGAUACGGAGAUGUCGAGCGCCGAAUGUUGCCUUUGAUUUUAAGUUGGGCAGUUACGGUCCACAAAUUACAAGGCACAACACUAGAAAAAGCUGUUAUAGAUCUGGGCAAGAAAAAUUUCGCCAAAGGACAGGUCUAUGUUGCUCUGAGUCGGGUCAAAACCUUGGAAGGAAUAGCGUUGUCUGACUUAGAUGCAAACAAAUUGUUGAGUAGGCCACACGACGAAAGAGCUUUGCAAGAAAUGACGCGAUUACGCAACCUAAAUUCAGUCUCUUGA
Spodoptera frugiperda (fall armyworm) is the source of this 858-nucleotide messenger RNA. RefSeq lists its product as uncharacterized. The record is from RefSeq and is a predicted model, not a curated record. The transcript has a single exon. Bases 1 to 858 code for a protein of 285 amino acids. Lineage: Eukaryota; Metazoa; Arthropoda; Insecta; Lepidoptera; Noctuidae.